This is a messenger RNA of Meloidogyne enterolobii, 700 nucleotides long. The record is from the annotation of a GenBank genome assembly. Lineage: Eukaryota; Metazoa; Nematoda; Chromadorea; Rhabditida; Meloidogynidae.
AUGCUUCUUGCGAGCCUAUUGACUCUUGCUCUGUUCAUAAGGACUCCAAACAUUUCUGCUUCUCCUUGUUCAACACCAGGCUUUGUUGUUGCUGCUCUUGGUACGUCUCAUUCUUCGCGGACGAGUUGUGAUACUCGUUUUGGUUCGCCAACAAUUCAAUGUGGCAGACUUGCUUUUGAACAGGAUUUUUGCAAUACAAUUAAACGCCAACCAAAUCCAUCAAAUUCUGGAAUAUCUCAACAACAUCAACAACAAAAUAGUAAUUUUGCUCUUUCUCCCUUCGCUGAAAAUUCUUUUGAAUCAACAAAAAUAUUUUCGAAUAGAUUAGAAGAAAACGAUUCGGAUGAGGCAGAUGAAGAAUUUUUUCCCCUCCCGCCACUACCUUCUUCACUUCCAACGUCUCCUAUUCGAGUAAGAAAAUUUUUUAUCGUUAUUUGUUUUAUUUCUGGGGCUGCCAAUAACGAUUUUAAACAAAUCAGUGGUUUUUAAAUUCCGGUUUUUGAUUUCUGUUUUGGGGCCCGAAUUUCCUUCUUAUUGUUAAUUUAUUUUCUUUUUUAUAAGAUCCUAAAACAACUUCCCCCACCACCACCUCCAAAAAGAACUACACCAAUAAAACCAACCCUACAAAUGGAUUCUAUGGCCGAAUUAACACUAGCAAUAAACAGGCAAAAGAUAAGGAUUGAAAAUAGAAUUUCUAAUA